Heteronotia binoei (common prickly gecko) is the source of this 1058-nucleotide messenger RNA. RefSeq names its product solute carrier family 25 member 40 (gene SLC25A40). Bases 35 to 1048 code for a protein of 337 amino acids. Lineage: Eukaryota; Metazoa; Chordata; Lepidosauria; Squamata; Gekkonidae. The record is from RefSeq and is a predicted model, not a curated record. The transcript is spliced from 10 exons. Gene Ontology annotation, biological process: mitochondrial transmembrane transport.
UUUUAAAAUGAUUUAUAUUUUCAAGGAGUAAACAAUGGAUUCCAAAGGAAAUGGAUUAUACAAAAUCACAACUUCUCAGCAAGUAAUUUCUUCCUGUUGUGGUUCUGUUAUUACAUCUCUUUUGGUGACACCUCUAGAUGUUGUCAAAGUCCGACUACAAGUCCAGAGUAAUCCAUCCCUUAAAGGAAAAUCUUUUCUGGAGUCUGAUGGCCUUACGGAUCAUGUUUGUGUUUAUGAAAAUGGAAGUAGUGGCACUUACCACAAGGCAUCGGGCCGGUUUAAUGGCAUGAGGGAUGCUUUUGUGAAAAUUGUUCAAAGAGAAGGUGUGAAAACACUGUGGAGUGGACUGCCUACAUCACUAGCAGUGUCAGUUCCAACAACAGUAAUUUAUUUUACCUGCUAUGAUCAACUGCGUGAUGCCUUCAUUUCUACACUAGGAGAAGAUAAUGAUUACAUUCCACUUAUUGCAGGUGGUAUAGCCAGAUUGGUUUCAGCUACUGUAAUAAGUCCAGUUGAAUUGAUUAGGACAAGAUUGCAGUCUCGCCGGUUAACUUACAAGCAGUUGCAUUCUUGCAUUAGUAAUAAGGUAACCAAAGAUGGCUGGCUUUCACUCUGGAAAGGAUGGGGUCCCACUGUUCUUAGAGAUGUUCCAUUUUCAGCAUUUUAUUGGUAUAACUAUGAAUACUUCAAAAAAACACUGUGCAAGAAAUUAGGCAAACAUGAGGCAACAUUUCUGAUCACCUUCUCUUCAGGAGCAGCAGCUGGUUCUAUUGCUGCUUUAUUAACGUUACCAUUUGAUGUAGUAAAAACACACAAACAGACUGAAAUUUGGGCAUCUGAAACAACACCUACAUCACAGCAGAGGCAUGCAUCAGUAUGGGAAAUAAUGAAGAGAAUUGUUGCUGAACAUGGAUUCACUGGCUUGUAUGCUGGAAUUGGUCCAAGAUUGACAAAAGUUGCUCCUGCUUGUGCCAUAAUGAUCAGCAGUUAUGAAUAUGGGAAGUCUUUCUUCCAUAGAUUAAAUAAAGAAAAAGACAUGAACCAUUAAUGCUGUUUCU